CAAGAAGAAGGAAAGUGUCCAAACUGACUCUCUGUUCCUCUGACUGUUUCUGAGCCCGACCGACGCACCGGGAAACUUUUUGUCCAUGUCACCGGCCACCCUGAGGCCAGGACACCCAUCAGCCUGCAGCCGAGCCCAAAGCCUUUUCCACGGAUUAAUUUAACCAAACCGGGAUUUGAUAGCCUGCUGAUGGAUUUUAACCUGCUGACGGACAGCGAGGCCCGCAGCCCGGCUCUCUCCCUCUCUGACUCCGGGACCCCGCAGCACGAGGCGGGGUGUAAGGGCCAGGACACCAGCGACACAGAGAAAUCCCAGCAGAACCAGCUGGAUGAGUCCAGCGCUGAGGACGGCUCCCUGAAGAAGAAGCAGAGGAGGCAGAGGACUCACUUCACCAGCCAGCAGCUGCAGGAGCUGGAGGCCACCUUCCAGAGGAACCGCUACCCCGACAUGAGCACCAGGGAGGAGAUCGCAGUGUGGACCAACCUCACAGAGGCCCGGGUCAGGGUAUGGUUCAAGAACCGCCGUGCCAAGUGGAGAAAGCGAGAGAGGAACCAGCAGGCGGAGCUAUGCAAAAACGGCUUUGGUGCCCAGUUCAAUGGACUCAUGCAGCCCUACGAUGACAUGUACACAGGCUACUCCUACAACAACUGGGCCACCAAGAGCCUAGCAAGCAGCCCCCUCUCCGCCAAGAGCUUCCCAUUCUUCAACUCAAUGAAUGUAAGCCCCCUAUCAUCCCAGCCCAUGUUCUCCCCCCAAAGCUCCAUCCCCUCCAUGAACAUGGCCUCCAGCAUGGUGCCCUCAGCAGUGGCCGGGGUUCCCACUACGGGGCUUAACAACCUGGGUAACCUGAACAACCUCAAUAGCCCUACAGCGCUCAACUCGGUGGCGGUGUCUGCGGCCACGUGCCCCUACGCCUCCACCGCCAGCCCCUACAUGUACAGAGACACCUGCAACUCCAGCCUGGCCAGCCUGCGGCUCAAAGCCAAGCAGCACACCAACUUCGCCUACCCGGCAGUGCAGAACCCCGUGUCCAACCUGAGCCCCUGCCAGUACGCUGUGGACCGGCCGGUAUGAAGGAGAAGCUCCGGCGACCAUCCCUAACCAACUGACCAGCUGUUAGUCCACUGUUACUCCACUCCUCAUCUCACACUGCCAGAUGUGCUGCAGCCUGGCAGAUUGUGUUUCGAUGGUACACAAAGAGAAUAAUCUUCAAAACUGACACAACAAAUAGAAUUGCCCAGAUGGACCACCGUGCUUCAAAGGAAUUCUUUCCAGUUUGUGGGACUUUGUCGCUGACCAACUGCCUAAAGGAUUUCUAAAGAUUAUAUGAAUUAUCUUUUUUUUUUUGCCUUCUUUUGAACUGCAUGAUUAGAAUAAACGUAGAAAACAAGAGUAAAUAAAACAUGGAUGCUUCAACUGGACUGGUGUUCAACAUGUUGACCCACAAACAUCAGAUGCGAUCUGCGCGACUGUCGCAGGAAAAGGGACCUGUGGUUGCUAUGCAGGAGAAAUGGAGGAUGUAUAUAACGGACCUUUUUGUUUUGUAUGUGACAAAAAAUAUAUGAAAACGUACUUUAAAGAUGAGAAAAGCAUGUUCUUCAAAAGCAAAGGCCCGAGGUUUAUGUACUAUGAGCACAUCCUUUAGGAACUUUAAACUUUGUUGUGAUUCUUCUCUACGUGGAAGGUCACAGGUCAAAGGUCAGCCUGGAUGGGCAACAGGAGGGCCGUCCUGGAAAGUGAACACAACAACAACAAGUUACUCACACAUACCGGAACAUCAGCAAGAUUUUUCAAGUAAAAACUCUAAGCCAUUGAGUAUAUAGAUUUGUGUGGUGUUUUACGAAGCAAGUCCAUGACUGUAAAAAGUGUAUGUAAGAGUGCAGUUGUCAUUGCAAAAAAACAAGCUUUUUUUCCUGGUGUAGCCUGCUCUGUCUCAUUAAAGAACCAA
Messenger RNA from Trematomus bernacchii (emerald rockcod), 1948 nucleotides. RefSeq names its product paired-like homeodomain 3 (gene pitx3). The record is from RefSeq and is a predicted model, not a curated record. The transcript has 4 exons. Gene Ontology annotation, cellular component: nucleus. Bases 190 to 1074 code for a protein of 294 amino acids. Gene Ontology annotation, biological process: regulation of transcription by RNA polymerase II; anatomical structure morphogenesis. Gene Ontology annotation, molecular function: RNA polymerase II cis-regulatory region sequence-specific DNA binding; DNA-binding transcription factor activity, RNA polymerase II-specific. NCBI's taxonomy places the organism in Eukaryota, Metazoa, Chordata, Actinopteri, Perciformes, Nototheniidae.